AGCCCCACCCUCACCGGAGCCUCUCCUCUGCCCUAGAUGACAGCGCCUCGGCGGCCAGCAGCAUGGAGGUGACCGACCGCAUCGCCUCCCUGGAGCAGCGGGUGCAGAUGCAGGAGGACGACAUCCAGCUUCUCAAGUCGGCGCUGGCCGACGUGGUGCGGCGGCUGAACAUCACCGAGGAGCAGCAGGCCGUGCUCAACAGGAAAGGACCCACCAAAGCGAGACCCCUGGCGCAGACCCUGCCUCUGAGAACCACAGUCAACAAUGGCACCGUGUUACCAAAGAAACCCAGUGGCUCUUUGCCGUCCCCCUCGGGGGCCAGGAGAGAACCCGCUGUGCCGGCAACCAAAAGCAUCAAGAGGACCAGCUCUUCUGAGCGAGUGUCUCCUGGGGGCCGGCGGGAGAGCUACGGGGAUUCCAGAGGGAACCGGAACCGCACGGGUUCCACCAGCAGCUCCUCCAGUGGGAAGAAGAACAGCGAGAGCAAACCCAAGGAGCCCGUGUUCAGUGCAGGGAAGCGCCGCGUGACGCACUGCAAAGAAGAAGGAUACGUAAAAAUGUUUCUCCGUGGACGCCCGGUCACCAUGUACAUGCCCAAAGAUCAAGUGGACUCCUACAGCUUGGAAGCAAAAGCAGAGCUGCCAACCAAGAGACUGAAGCUCGAGUGGGUCUACGGGUACCGGGGUCGAGACUGCCGGAAUAACCUGUACCUGCUUCCGACGGGGGAGACCGUGUACUUCAUUGCCUCCGUGGUGGUGUUGUAUAAUGUGGAGGAGCAGCUGCAGCGGCACUACGCCGGUCACAGUGACGACGUGAAGUGCCUAGCAGUCCACCCGGACAGGAUCACUAUAGCCACGGGACAAGUUGCAGGCACCUCCAAGGAUGGAAAACAACUGCCCCCACACGUGCGCAUCUGGGACUCGGUGACGCUGAAUACCCUCCACGUCAUUGGAGUGGGGUUUUUUGACCGCGCCGUCACCUGUAUCGCGUUCUCAAAAUCUAACGGAGGAAGCAACCUCUGUGCCGUGGAUGACUCCAACGACCACGUGCUGUCCGUGUGGGACUGGCAGAAAGAGGAGAGACUGGCCGACGUGAAGUGCUCUAACGAGGCGGUGUUCGCCGCCGAUUUCCACCCCACGGACGCCAGCGUCAUCGUGACCUGCGGGAAGUCGCACCUCUACUUCUGGACCCUGGAAGGAGGCUCCCUCAUUAAGAAGCAAGGGUUGUUCGAGAAACAAGAGAAGCCAAAGUUUGUCCUCUGUGUGACGUUUUCUGAAAACGGUGACACCAUCACUGGAGAUUCAAGCGGCAACAUCUUAGUGUGGGGAAAAGGUACGAACCGAAUAAGCCAUGCAGUUCAAGGGGCCCACGAAGGCGGCAUUUUUGCACUCUGUAUGUUAAGAGAUGGCACCCUGGUGUCGGGAGGAGGCAAGGAUAGAAAGCUCAUAUCUUGGAAUGGGAACUACCAAAAACUUCACAAAACAGAGAUCCCAGAACAGUUUGGUCCAAUACGGACAGUGGCCAAGGGGAAAGGAGACGUCAUCCUGAUAGGCACAACCAGAAACUUCGUGCUACAGGGCACGCUGGCCGGGGACUUUGCGCCCAUCACUCAGGGCCACACUGACGAGCUCUGGGGGCUGGCCAUCCAUGCCUCCAAACCUCAGUUCUUGACCUGUGGGCACGACAAGCACGCCAUUCUCUGGGACGCUGUGGGUCACCGGCCUGUCUGGGACAAGAUAAUAGAGGAUCCAGCUCAGUCUUCUGGUUUUCAUCCUUCAGGGUCUGUGGUUGCCGUUGGAACACUGACCGGGAGGUGGUUUGUGUUCGACACGGAAACGAAGGACCUGGUCACCGUCCACACGGAUGGGAACGAGCAGCUGUCUGUCAUGCGGUACUCACCAGACGGGAACUUCCUGGCCAUCGGCUCUCACGACAACUGCAUCUACAUCUACGGGGUCAGCGACAACGGGAGGAAGUACACGCGCCUCGGCAAGUGCUCCGGUCACUCUAGCUUCAUCACGCACCUGGACUGGUCCGUCAACUCCCAGUUCCUCGUGUCCAACUCCGGAGACUAUGAAAUCCUCUACUGGGUCCCCUCUGCUUGUAAGCAAGUCGUCAGUGUGGAGACCACGAGAGACAUCGAAUGGGCCACGUACACCUGCACUUUGGGCUUCCACGUAUUCGGAGUGUGGCCGGAAGGCUCGGACGGAACUGACAUCAACGCCGUCUGUCGGGCCCGCGAGAAAAACCUGCUGUCCACAGGCGACGACUUCGGCAAAGUGCACCUCUUCUCCUACCCGUGCGCUCAGUUUAGGGCCCCAAGCCACAUAUACGGCGGGCACAGCAGCCACGUCACCAACGUGGAUUUCCUCUGUGAAGACAGCCACCUCAUCUCCACGGGCGGGAAAGACACCAGCAUCAUGCAGUGGCGGGUCAUUUAGUCCCCGCGAGAACAAGGGCCACCCAGCGCGCCCUGGACUCUCAGACUCGCGCUACACUUGGUCACUGUGAUUUCUGUUUUGUUAAAAAAAAAAAAAAAAUCUUACAAACCUCAGGAAAACUAUGCCCUCUGCCGGUUACCUUAGCUUAGGCGUGACGCACGUGGCGUCACAUCAGCGGUGCCGUUCUCGCUUUUCUAGAACAAUCUACGAAACAGUGCACGUGAACACAAAGACGGUUCCAAAGUUUCCUCUUUGAUGGCGUCAACAGGAGGAACUGGUGUAACCUUAGUUAUCUUUUCUAUGAACUCUUCAAAAAUGGUCACAGAAUGCCUUCUAAAAUAUUGUACAUACUCUCUCCUGUCUCGCCACCACACUUGCUAAGCCCAAUAUUUAUGUUGCUGAUGAUGAUAAGGUACUGAACCAUGAUCACUGUUGAUGACUUGGUCCUGGGAGGAAAAGUCACUCGGGAGGAGACCGAAUCGCUGAUUUGCACAGCCGAAUCAGGAGACGCAAAGAUAGGAGACUUUCUUUGCUUACAUUUUUCUAAGGUUUUGUAAAUCCUCGCUCUGGGAGACUGGCGAGAAAGGGGUCCUCUUCUACUCCCGGCUACCCUAAAUAUUUCGGCAGGGUAUACGGGCAUCCCAGAACUCCAGCCACCGCGCCCUGCCCACCCCCACACAGCCGCCCGGUGCCCCUCCGCUCCCGAUCAUGUGCUGCACUGCUGGCGAGACGCUCAGCCACCUCCCUCUGUAUAUUAACGGGCAUGCUAUGGUAUUGUACUUGUAUAGGAUCUUAGCAGUUCAUAAUAAAUACACAUGGCUAGGCGUUGCUGUUUUCCACCAUGGACCCUGUGCGUUUGUAUCUUGCGACCAACAGGCCAAGUCGGAAAGACCUCCGGAGUGUGCCGCCAGCCGCGGAGGGGAGAAGUCUCCAUGGCUCUGCCAGGGACCGAGGGCGGCUUCCUCUCCUGUGUGGUGCGGGACGGCUCCUUACAGCACAGAAUGAGGCCUCACCCACAGUGUGACAGAUUGGGAUUUAUUGUUUACACUGGGCCAUGUACCUUGGACUUUUAAAUAGAAGAGAAAUAACCAGACUUCAGAACACCCGAAGACUCUCCCUGGGUCUAGGCAAGGCGAUGCGCUGAAUUUUCUCAACUCUGCGGCCCUGGUCGCUUAGUGGCUGUUUCCAGGCCACCCGGAAGUGUCCCCCCGCAUCUCCCGCAGGCUGUGGAGCAGGCACCCGGCGACGGCGUGGGUCCUCAACAAAUAUGUGCUGUAACUGAAAUAAAAUCUGCAAAGUGCGUUUCUUAUGGACCUAUCUUCAUGAAAAUAUAUAAAUUAAACUAUUUAAAAUUA
Messenger RNA from Oryctolagus cuniculus (rabbit), 3796 nucleotides. The record is from RefSeq and is a predicted model, not a curated record. NCBI's taxonomy places the organism in Eukaryota, Metazoa, Chordata, Mammalia, Lagomorpha, Leporidae.